UUGGCGCCACAAUACCAACAGGGAACACUGCUGGGUAGUCUAACCUCCAAACCUGACUGCAUAAAAAAUAAAUACCCCUCUGAGCCACAUAAGUGUAAUUUUAUUUGCCAUAACUUUCUACCGUUUUAUAUCUGAAACUGGAAAAUGUUCAUCACGGACAUAAGAAAGGAUUUUUAUGAAGUUGUAGCCAACCAGAGAGUCGCACUCCUGGUUGCAGCGGACAUUGAUGCUCUCUGCGCCUGUAAGAUACUGCAGGCGCUGUUUCACUGUGACCAGAUCCAGUAUACACUUGUGCCAGUUACAGGCUGGCAGGACCUUGACACUGCAUUCCUUGAACACAAACAGCAGUUUAGAUAUUUUGUUCUCAUCAACUGUGGGGCAAAUGUUGACCUCCUUGAGAUGCUGCAGCCAGAUGAUGAUUCCAUCUUUUUCAUCUGUGACACUCACCGGCCUGUGGAUGUAGUCAAUGUUUACAAUGACACCCAGAUCAAACUGCUGAUAAAACAAGAUGAUGACCUGGGCGUGCCUUCGUAUGAUGAUAUCUUUCGAGAUGAUGAGGAUGGGGAUGAUUCUGGAAAUGAGAGCGACAACGGCUCAGAGCCGUCUGGUAAACGGAGAAGAUUUGACGAAGGGGCAGUUGAGAGGAGAAUUGAGAGACAGCGAGUGAGGAGGGAGUGGGAGGCACGAAGGAGGGAGAUCUUGUUUGAUUAUGAGCAGUAUGAAUACCAUGGAACGUCAGCAGCAAUGAUGUUUUUUGAGCUUGCCUGGGUUUUGACUAAAGACACUAAGGACAUGCUCUGGUGGGCCAUCAUAGGGCUAACAGACCAGUGGGUUCACGAUAAAAUCACACAUAUGAAGUAUGUAACGGAUAUCGCCACAAUGCAGCGACAUGUUUCCCGACAUAACCACCGAAAUGAGGAUGAGGAGAACUCUCUGUCCAUCGACUGUAUGAGGAUCUCCUUUGAAUACGACUUGCGUCUAACUCUCUACCAGCACUGGUCUCUAUAUGAGAGCAUCUGUAAUUCCUGCUACACCUCCUGCAGCUUCAAGCUUUGGACCUUAAAUGGCCAAAAGAAACUUCAGGAGUUCUUGGCUGAUAUGGGGCUACCUCUGAAGCAAGUGCGACAGAAGUUUAACUCCAUGGACAUGUCAAUCAAAGAGAACCUGAAGGACGUCAUCGAAGAGUCUUCCAAUAAAUACGGUAUGAAGGACAUCCGCAUCCAGACAUUUGGUGUUCAUUUUGGCUUUAAGAACCGUUUCCUGGCCAGUGACAUGGUACAUGCUGUUGCUGCCUUGCUGGAAAGUACUGACAAAGAUGAGAGCAAUACUGACAACUUCAUCAAGGCUCUCGAUUCUCUUUCAAGGAGCAGCCUUGAUCGUCUACAUGUGGGCAUCGACAUGGCUAAGAAGAAGUUGAUUGCCAUCCAGCAGACUGUAGCCAGCUGCAUCUGCACCAACCUCAUCUUGUCACAGGGACCCUUCCUCUACUGCUACCUCAUGGAGGGAACACCUGAUGUGAAGCUCUUUUCAAAGCCCAUGGCCUUGACUCUGCUUUGCAAAUACCUGCUGAAAGCUUUUGUCCAUUCGACGAGGAAUAAACGUUGCAAACUGCUUCCUCUCAUCAUGGCUGCUCCCAAGGAUGUGGAGAAGGGAACUGUCAUCGUUGUGGGAAUCCCACCAGAAUCUGCGACGUCUGACAAGAAGAAUUUCUUUGGUCGAGCAUUUGAGAAAGCUGCAGAGAGCACCAGCUCCAGAACGCUUCAUGACCACUUUGAUACUUCCAUAAUCGAACUCAAGACAGAGGACAGAAGCAAGUUUCUGGAUGCACUCAUCACCCUCCUUUCCUGAAAACAUCAGCAGCCAAAAACCUGCAAGUUCUGGGAUUCAGCUGCCAUUACUGGUCCGAGGCAGGUGCAUCAGA
This is a messenger RNA of Melanotaenia boesemani (Boeseman's rainbowfish), 1921 nucleotides long. It is a transcript of the gene cdc45, whose product is annotated as CDC45 cell division cycle 45 homolog (S. cerevisiae). Gene Ontology annotation, molecular function: chromatin binding; DNA replication origin binding; single-stranded DNA binding. NCBI's taxonomy places the organism in Eukaryota, Metazoa, Chordata, Actinopteri, Atheriniformes, Melanotaeniidae. Gene Ontology annotation, biological process: double-strand break repair via break-induced replication; mitotic DNA replication preinitiation complex assembly; DNA replication initiation. Gene Ontology annotation, cellular component: DNA replication preinitiation complex. The transcript has 18 exons. The coding region runs from base 145 to 1848 and encodes 567 amino acids. The record is from RefSeq and is a predicted model, not a curated record.